This is a messenger RNA of Orbilia oligospora ATCC 24927, 975 nucleotides long. RefSeq lists its product as uncharacterized. The record is from RefSeq and is a predicted model, not a curated record. The transcript is spliced from 2 exons. NCBI's taxonomy places the organism in Eukaryota, Fungi, Ascomycota, Orbiliomycetes, Orbiliales, Orbiliaceae. Bases 1 to 975 code for a protein of 324 amino acids.
AUGGCGGAGUACUUCAAGAACGUACUCCUCAUCGGUGCAACCGGCGACCUAGGCCAGCACAUCCUAAGUACACUUCUAAAAACCACUACCACGCACCCAUCACAACCCCUAACGAUCACCCUCCUAACCCGGUCAACAUCUACGGCCAAAUUCCCAGCUCAUCCAUCUAUCGCACGCAUUCACAAGGGUGAUAUUAAAGACCGAGAGUUCCUUGUUACGGCGUUUUCGGGACAAGAUAUGAUUAUUUCGGCGAUAUCGCCUUAUGCGCUUUUAGACCAAAAACUGAUGUUAUCUGUUGCUGCGGAAGUUGGGGUGAAGAGGUUUGUGGUUGGGGAGUUUGGGAUGGAUACGAGGGAUGAGGAGCUUACGGAUUCUGUGGCUGUUUUUAAGCAGAAUAGAGAGGUUUUGGAGUAUGCUGUUGGGGUUUGUGGUGGUGAUAGUAAGACUGUGGGGAUGGAGUAUACGGGUGUUAUUUGUGGAGCAUUUCUGGAGAUGACUUUGUUGGAUGGAGAGAUGGGGUUUGAGUUUGGGGGGAGGGAGGUGGAGAUUUAUGAUUCUGGGAGGAAGAAGAUUGAGGUAUCUAGGAUGGAGGAUGUGGCGAGGGCUACUGUAGAAAUAUGUUUUCAACCGGGGAGGUAUGGGGAUCAGCUGGUUUAUAUUAGUAGUUUUACGGUUAGUCAGAGGGAUAUUUUGGAUGCUCUGAAUAAGGUUGAUAAGAAGGGACCGUGGAAGGUGGUGGAGAGGACGACGGAGUGGUUGAAGGAGAGAGGGAAGAAGAGAGUUGAAAAGGGGGAUAUGAUGGGAUUGGUGGAUGAGAUUUGGGCGGUGGCGUUUAGUGAUGGUAUUGGUGAGGCUUUUUCGAGGAAGAGGAAGUUAGUUAACGAAGAGAUGGGGAUUGGGAGGGGCGGGGAUGAAGAGUUCAUCGAAGUAAUCAAGGGAAUUGUGGAGGAGUGGGAGGCCGGGAGGAGGAAAUGA